CGCCUCCGCCGCACCCCCCGGGGCGGGCGCCGGGCCGCGGUGACCGCCGGCUGGUGCGCUGCCCUCGCCUCCCCCAUUGUUCCUACUGUCUUUUUGCCUUUUGUUAUUUGCACUCGCAUUGUGUUGUUUGUCUCUGAAGCCGCCUCAUGACCAGCAAAGGGAUUUCACCUCGUCCUUGAGAGCCACACGGGGAGCGCGAGCGAGCGAGAGACGGGGGGAGAGGGACACGCGCGCGCGCACACACACAGACACACACACACACAGACACACACACACACACACACACACACACAGAGUGAAAAAGGCGAGCCACCAAAACCCAUCUCCAGUCUCCUCCCGGGGGCCCCCAGCCCGCCACUGUGCCACUUUGCAUCCCACGCCAGAGGAGACAUUAAGGAGACCCGGUAAGGCUUUUUAAUCAGUCCAUGGUGUGAAGACACACUUCAAGAGGAUCCUUAAAAGUCUUGGACAAGCCUCCCCGCAUGUGGCAGGUGCUGUGCUGGCCACUGGUGACCCAAAGAUGAUGAUAAAUAUGUUCCUGCCCACGAGGAGCUAGCGAUCCAUUGGGGGAGAUCACUCCAUUCCCUGCCCAUCCCUGUCUCAUCAGCAGUGGCUUUGGAUUCUUUGUAGAAGGAGCAAGCCUGUUUCUCCGUUGCUGCUGCUAUACGCUCAGCAUUCCUCUUGCUGAUGACAGAAUUCCUGUCUGAAUCUAUUUACAAGAUUCUGAAGGCUGAACAGAGAAUUUUGGCACUGCACUGGGUAAGAAAAAGCAUUGCAAGAAAUAGAUAAUAUCAAGGACAUCAGGAGUGGGAGAGAGUGGACUGGGAGACUCAGCAGGAUGUCUUCCAAGCGACCAGCCUCUCCGUAUGGGGAAGCAGAUGGAGAGGUAGCCAUGGUGACAAGCAGACAGAAAGUGGAAGAAGAGGAGAGUGACGGGCUCCCAGCCUUUCACCUUCCCUUGCAUGUGAGUUUUCCCAACAAGCCUCACUCUGAGGAAUUUCAGCCAGUUUCUCUGCUGACGCAAGAGACUUGUGGCCAUAGGACUCCCACUUCUCAGCACAAUACAAUGGAAGUUGAUGGCAAUAAAGUUAUGUCUUCAUUUGCCCCACACAACUCAUCUACCUCACCUCAGAAGGCAGAAGAAGGUGGGCGACAGAGUGGCGAGUCCUUGUCUAGUACAGCCCUGGGAACUCCCGAACGGCGUAAAGGCAGCUUAGCUGAUGUUGUUGACACCUUGAAGCAGAGGAAAAUGGAAGAGCUCAUCAAAAAUGAGCCAGAAGAAACCCCCAGUAUUGAAAAGCUACUCUCAAAGGACUGGAAAGACAAGCUUCUUGCAAUGGGAUCAGGGAACUUUGGUGAAAUAAAAGGGACUCCUGAAAGCCUAGCUGAGAAGGAGAGGCAGCUCAUGGGUAUGAUCAAUCAGCUGACCAGUCUACGAGAGCAGCUGUUGGCUGCCCAUGAUGAGCAGAAGAAACUGGCUGCAUCUCAGAUUGAGAAACAGCGUCAGCAGAUGGAGCUGGCCAAGCAGCAGCAAGAACAGAUUGCAAGACAACAGCAGCAGCUUCUGCAGCAACAACACAAAAUCAAUUUGCUUCAGCAACAGAUCCAGCAGGUUCAAGGUCAACUGCCGCCAUUAAUGAUUCCCGUAUUCCCUCCUGAUCAACGGACACUGGCUGCAGCUGCCCAGCAAGGAUUCCUCCUUCCUCCAGGCUUCAGCUAUAAGGCUGGAUGUAGUGACCCUUACCCUGUUCAGCUGAUCCCAACUACCAUGGCAGCUGCUGCCGCAGCAACACCAGGCUUAGGCCCACUCCAACUGCAGCAGUUAUAUGCUGCCCAGCUAGCUGCAAUGCAGGUGUCUCCAGGAGGAAAGCUCCCAGGCAUACCCCAAGGCAACCUUGGUGCUGCUGUAUCUCCUACCAGCAUUCACACAGACAAGAGCACAAACAGCCCGCCACCCAAAAGCAAGGAUGAAGUGGCACAGCCACUGAACCUAUCAGCUAAACCCAAGACCUCUGAUGGCAAAUCACCCACAUCACCCACCUCUCCCCAUAUGCCAGCUCUGAGAAUAAACAGUGGGGCAGGCCCCCUCAAAGCCUCUGUCCCAGCAGCAUUAGCUAGUCCUUCAGCCAGAGUUAGCACAAUAGGUUAUUUAAAUGACCAUGAUGCUGUCACCAAGGCAAUCCAAGAAGCUCGGCAGAUGAAGGAGCAGCUUCGGCGGGAACAGCAGGUGCUCGAUGGGAAGGUGGCUGUUGUGAAUAGUCUAGGUCUCAAUAACUGCCGGACGGAAAAGGAAAAAACAACACUGGAGAGUCUGACUCAGCAACUGGCGGUUAAACAGAAUGAAGAAGGAAAAUUUAGCCAUGCCAUGAUGGAUUUCAAUAUGAGUGGAGAUUCUGAUGGAAGUGCUGGAGUCUCCGAAUCAAGAAUUUAUAGAGAAUCCAGGGGACGUGGGAGCAAUGAGCCCCACAUAAAGCGUCCCAUGAAUGCCUUCAUGGUGUGGGCUAAAGAUGAACGAAGGAAAAUCCUUCAAGCCUUCCCUGACAUGCACAACUCCAACAUCAGCAAGAUAUUGGGAUCUCGCUGGAAAGCUAUGACAAACCUAGAGAAACAGCCAUAUUAUGAGGAACAAGCCCGGCUCAGCAAGCAGCACCUGGAGAAGUACCCUGACUACAAAUACAAGCCCAGGCCGAAGCGCACCUGCCUCGUGGACGGCAAAAAGCUGCGCAUCGGGGAAUACAAGGCAAUCAUGCGGAACCGGCGGCAGGAAAUGCGGCAGUACUUCAACGUUGGGCAACAAGCACAGAUCCCUAUCGCCACUGCUGGUGUUGUGUACCCUGGAGCCAUUGCCAUGGCCGGAAUGCCCUCCCCUCACCUGCCCUCGGAGCACUCGAGCGUGUCGAGCAGCCCAGAGCCCGGGAUGCCUGUUAUCCAGAGCACUUACGGUGUGAAAGGAGAGGAGCCACAUAUCAAAGAAGAGAUACAGCCUGAGGACAUCAACGGAGAAAUUUAUGAUGAGUACGAUGAGGAAGAGGAUGAUCCAGAUGUAGAUUAUGGGAGUGACAGUGAAAACCAUAUUGCAGGACAAGCCAACUGAUAAGGGUCAAAAGGUUGUUGUGACCUUAGGACUUAAAGAAGCCCUAGCUGGUUCAUCCUUACCAGUGGCCAAGCACAUUAACUUUCUCAUACACUGACUGUUACUUUAACUGUUAGUCUUAACUAGUUGGGACAUCAGCUGACUAAUAGACCUCAGCCUCAAAAGGCUUGGAAAGGAAAAACAAAAAUACAACAAGCAAACAACAAUAUCAACAACAAGAGAUUGAAAUAAGCUAUGGGUAACAUAAUGCCAGUAAUUCAGCUGCUACAUCCAAGCACUGAAGUCUUACCCGUCAACUUUUUUUUUUUUAAUAAACUUUAUGGCUGUUUGUUCUACAAUGUUCUAGAAAUUCUCACUCAGGUACACAGUGCCAACAAGUGGCUUGUGAAUGUGUUUUGUUGUUUUGUGCUACAAUUUUUAAAAAGAAAUAAGUUUUGUUUUUUGGGGUUUCUGGGUUUUUUCCUUUUCUUUUUCUUUCCUUUCCUUUUUUUUUUUUUGUAAUGCACCUGACAGAAAAAGAAAGAUGAAUUUCUCUUUACUUCUCUCCACCUUUUCCAUCUCUAUACUUUAAAGAUGGAAGUCUGUGCAUGGGGGGGAAGAGGGAAAAAGAGCCUGUUUUUAACUUCCUUGCUAUCCACCACAAAAUGAGCAAUUAUUUUCUUCAGAGGACUUUCUUUGUCUAUUGCACACCACACUACAUCUUUGAGCAAGUGCCAAAUUUGUACUGAAGUGUUGACCCAGUUCAUUUUUUCCCUUUCCUUUUUCCUGUUCCUUCUUAAGUUAGAACAGUGUUAUAUCUUAGACAAUCCCUUGAAAAACCUGAAAUACCAGCAGCUGGUGAGAUUUGACUUUUUUUUUAAUGGAAACUGUAGGUGCUGUUCUCAGGUGAAAAGAGAGAGAGACAUAAGAAAUUUAGAGAAAAAAUAUUUUCUGAUCUCGGAUUUUUGUGUGUAUGUAUGUGUGUGAUUAUGGUACUAAUAGGAAUAAUGUUGGACCAUUGUGAGUUAAACCCACAUCUGGGGAUGAAAUCCCACAUCCUCCUAAGUGACUGGUCUGGAAGCAAACUUGACCUUGACUUUGCACUUCAAAUGACAACUUAACUAAUAUAGGGCUCAGAAAUUAUAUUUUUAAAUUUCUAAUAUGAUUAUUAUUGGAUGAGUCAGGUGGCCCUGUGUAAUAAAGGUGUGCAUGUAUAAAAUGGAAGCUACUAGCAAACUGCUCCCAGAUGUCCCUUCUCCCUGGUCAGUUCGUUCCACUAACGUUUGCUACUUAAUGAUUUCUGUUUGUUUUCCUUGAAUGUAUUUGGCCAUUUUCCAGAAAUAUAGAAUUAGCUUAUUUCUUCAACAUUCCGUUCUUUCCUGAUCAGGAAAUGGAACUGAUGAUUUUAUAUGGUCUUUUUCAUCUCUCCAUGAAAUAAGGUGGAGGCCAUUUGCAUUUCAGAAUUGUGGGCCAUGUGCAUCUCAUGCCAUAAAAAGCAGGAUUUGAUUAAAUGUUGUUGCAGCCCCGCAAAAUGGAGCCUGGCUGAACCCAGCAAUCUUGCCAUUACUCUUACUUUGCUGUAAGAUGAACCCACUGAAGUCCAAUUUUUGGUUCCAGCACAGUAUGUGCAUAGAGCAACAAUGAGUGGUAACGGGACUGCUUAUUUAGAUUUUGCCAGCCAAAUGCCAAGGCACUUGUAGGGCGUAUACAAAUAAAUACAAAAUCAUUUAAAGUCAGUUGCCAUUAUUUGUGCUGAAGCAUCAGACAGUAAAUACUCCAACCAGUAGCUUGGAUGUGCCAUGGUUUCACUCCAGUCAUCACUUUCCUAUCCCACUCCCUAAUCGCAACCCUAAAGUUUGAUUUUUACAUUUAAGUAAGAAAAAAGUCCUUUUUAUUUUUCUCUCUCUCAAAAGACUUGCUCUGGGGUUUUGCUUGGAGGAGCUGAUCAUAUCCUGCAUGUCAGAGAUUUUGUUUUGUUUGUUUUCCUGUUUGUUUUUGAUGACUGUAUUUUCAUUUGAACUGCCUCUUUUUGCUAGUGUUGUAAUAAUGAUGAUGAUGAUGAUAAAAUAAUAAUAAUAAUAGUAAUAAUAAUAAUAAUGGUCAGCUGUUCCCAGAUUAGUAAGUUAUGUAUAAUUUAUUUCUCCCUUUCUAUUUUAUUCUGCUCUGAUUUGGAAGUGCAGCCAAUAAGCUGUUAGAUAUUUAAAACAAAUUUCCAUCUCCAACAUAUAUAUAUAUACAUAUAUAUGUAUAUAUAUUCUCACACACACACAUUCACCCACACAAUUUUACUUCUCCUUCCGUAAGUUUUCUCCUUUUUAAAAAUUUGGCCCCAACAAUGUCAAGUUCCAGUGUUUAACACAAAGGAGUGAAUUAAUAGGAGGGUCGUGUUCAAUCUUAAUUAACUUAUGCUCUCAUCACUCAUUUUAGUUAUUUAAUUGCCACAGUCAUCUAGAGCCAAUUUUUUUGUUUUUGUUUGUUUUGUUUUGUUUUUAAGCACUCUGGAUAAGAAAAAAAUAGACACUUGUUUUUAUAUCGUUAUUAUGUACAAUGUGAAAACAGAAUUUAAAAAAUUUGUUCUCUGUCUUUGUUAACAAAUUCUUCCUGACUUAUGUGGGUUCACCUCUCACGUUGGCUGGAUACUUAUCUUACACCAUGUUAUAAAGAUGCUUUGUUUUCGUUUCAUGACUUUGGGCUACAAGAAUACUUUGUUUUAGCUCCAGGUAGAUGCCACAGAGGGCAUUCACGGCUGAAACCAGUUCUAACACACUUACCAGUGAAUUGACAAAAUACGUCUGUUUUGGUCUUUUUUUGUUUAUUCUUUAUUUUGUUUUAUUUGAAGGGGAAAACAAAAUUGUUAAUGGUGACCUUUAGCUGCUGAAAUUCUGAAGUUAAUUUUAUUUAAUUAGGUUUAUGUCAGAGAGACUGAACUGUGUGUGGACUGAAGCACAAAGCAAGUUCAUAGCCCUGCAUUAUGCUCUCGGUUCUGACAUCUAAUUCACUGCGUGUCACAAUUUUUUUUCCUUAGUUUUCCCCAAAAGAAAAUUAUAUUAAUGUUUAAAGUGCUUUGAAGUCAUUUGAUAAAAGGUGCUACGAAUAGCAACUUGCUGUGUUAACACAUUGCCUUUUUGGCAUUUGAUUGGUUCAUAAUUUUUGCAGAGGAUCCUAAAACCUUGUAUUCUUUUUCUGUGCCCCAUGAUGACCAAAAAAGAUAAGGUAAAGGAAAUGAGAGUAAGAUCAAACUAAAACAAACGUGAAGUUUCCCUCCUCUCUCCUUUCCUGUGUACGUGUUCACAUCUCUCUCUCUCUCUGUCUCACACACACGCACACGCACGCUCACCCCAGUACUGAGGAAUAAUCUUGCCAGAAUUCUGUAUUUUUAUGGCUGUUGUAAUAAGUUCCUCUAAAAAUAGUCAUGUUUUAAUAUGAAUCUAAGAGAACAUCACUGGAGAAAAUAGGUUAAAGUUGCUCAUUUAUAAGUUACUAAUAAUUUGGCUAGUUACUACACUUGGCUAAAACAUAAAACUAUUCUUCAGUACAUUUAUACCUAAAUUAGUUAAGUCAAUUUUUACCAUUUAUUUGGCGUCUGCAGUUAAAAGUUAACCAUGUAUAAAAUCCCUCCAAAGAACAUAAUCAUUCUUGAAACCAAAUCCUCUUAUAAGGAACAAAUAUAAAAGAGUUUUCUUUGAUGAAAUUAUUUCAUAGAUUUGAUUUCUGGAGUAGACUUUUACCUUAAUUCACUUAAAGAAAAUUAUCUUUAACUAUUUUAUGAUCCAAUUUCAGAUAUUUUCUUAAUCCAGAAGUUGUUACUUUUCCCAGAAGAAACCUCUUAUAUCACAUUGAAAACAUCAAAAAUAAUUACAUUUUCAUUCAUUCUAAUGAGUAAAUUAUUGAAUUGUAAUAAACAACUGUAUAUUUACAAACAGGUUUAUAAAAUAUUUGUUUAUCAAGUUAAUAGUAAAAUAAAUAUUAUGGGAUCUGCAAGGAAAAAUAUGAAGCCCACUUAAAGUGGUUCAGAUAUUUCUUUGUCUUGUAGGGCAUAGGUUUUCCUUUAGACAGGCUUUUACAGUAUUUAAUUUUAAAGUUUCCUAUAACUAUCAGUUUUCCAGGUUGAAGAUAAUGUUGUGUUGAGUUUUCUACUGAUCGAUUCCUGUCCUCCCCAGUGUUUCUGUCACUGGUUCACUAAAACAGUAUUUAUAUGGCUCCGCUGGCUCUAAAGCUCUUAGUCCUUCUAACAUUUUGGAUUUUAUGAGUAAAAAUGGGAAAAAAUAGAAAAGAGACAAUCAAAUGCCUGGAGCUUAAAACAAAGUAUGUGCAACCUACCAUCUCACUUGAAAUUUAAUAAAAUAAAUAAUUAUGUAAAUAUAACAUAGAGUUAUAGAUUUAUAUUUUGUUCAUAACACAUAGUGUAAUAUAAGUUGUAUAUUUUCAUGUUUUUGGUUUUAUGUUAUCAUUCAUGCCACAAUAAAAAUAAAACAGGAGUUUAUGUACUCUUAAAAAAAAGGAUGUGGGUUGCCACCAACCUGUUUUUUUUGUUUUUUGUUUUUUGUUUUUGCAUUCUCUUUUUUCAGUAUUACUGCCAUGCAAGGCACCAAUAAA
Equus quagga is the source of this 7669-nucleotide messenger RNA. It is a transcript of the gene SOX5, whose product is annotated as SRY-box transcription factor 5. Gene Ontology annotation, cellular component: nucleus. Gene Ontology annotation, molecular function: RNA polymerase II cis-regulatory region sequence-specific DNA binding; DNA-binding transcription factor activity, RNA polymerase II-specific. Gene Ontology annotation, biological process: cell fate commitment; positive regulation of chondrocyte differentiation; regulation of transcription by RNA polymerase II. The record is from RefSeq and is a predicted model, not a curated record. Bases 839 to 3094 code for a protein of 751 amino acids. The transcript has 20 exons. NCBI's taxonomy places the organism in Eukaryota, Metazoa, Chordata, Mammalia, Perissodactyla, Equidae.